This is a messenger RNA of Pyricularia grisea, 756 nucleotides long. RefSeq lists its product as uncharacterized. Gene Ontology annotation, molecular function: glutaminase activity. The record is from RefSeq and is a predicted model, not a curated record. Bases 1 to 756 code for a protein of 251 amino acids. The transcript has 2 exons. Gene Ontology annotation, cellular component: glutaminase complex; cytosol. Gene Ontology annotation, biological process: pyridoxine metabolic process; pyridoxal 5'-phosphate biosynthetic process. Lineage: Eukaryota; Fungi; Ascomycota; Sordariomycetes; Magnaporthales; Pyriculariaceae.
AUGACGCAAGUGAAAGUAACAGUCGGCGUCCUGGCACUACAGGGCGCGUUUGAAGAACACCUGAAGCUGCUGCAAAGGGCAUCGACCUUGUUUUCAAGCCGGAAUGUCGCCGCCAAGCAAGUCCCCGAAUUUGAGUUUCUCGAGGUCCGGACGCCGGAUCAGCUGGCCCGGUGCGACGGCCUCGUCAUCCCGGGUGGUGAAAGCACCACGCUAGCGUUUGUGGCCAGGCAGACCAACCUGAUGGAGCCCCUGAGGAAUUUUGUCAAGGUCGACCGCAAACCAACCUGGGGAACCUGCGCAGGCCUGAUCCUACUCGCAGACGAAGCCACGGGUGCCAAAAAGGGCGGCCAGGAGCUGGUCGGCGGCCUGCACGUCCGCGCGCACCGCAACCACUUUGGCCGGCAGGUGCACAGCUUCCAGGCGGACCUGGACCUGCCAUUCCUUGGCGAAAAGGCUGCGCCAGGAAGCGAAGGUGACGAUGAAUCCGCGGCGACGAUGACGACGCGUCCUUUCCCUGGCGUCUUCAUCAGGGCACCCGUCGUCGAGACGAUCCUGUCAGACGACGCCGCCGGGGAUGGUGAUCGCGUCGAGGUGCUGGGGACCGUGGUGCGGGGCCAGGACCGCGACGAGAAGGACAUCAUUGCCGUCAGGCAGGGUAACGUGUUCGCCACGAGCUUCCACCCGGAGCUGACGGACGAUGCGCGGAUACAUUUGUGGUGGUUGGGGCAGGUGGUUGAUAGGUUGCAGGGAAGGUGA